AUGAUAUUACACGUUGGCAAGUUAUUAAACAAAGCUGGUGAGCCGGUGGAAACGUGUGCCUCUCAGUCUAAUGAGGUAGCCUCCGAGGUUGCUGCAAAUGUUAAGAGGAAAAGAGAUCCCAUGGAAAAGAUGAGCUAUAUUUUGGAACUGCAUAAGAAGUUAAAGGGCUGCCUCGAGCGUACUACAGAAAAGAUUGCCUUGAAAGAGAAGCAAAAUGCUGUGAGGAAACAGGAGAUUCUUGAGCUGCAAGAGAAGGUUCUUGAGCUUGAAACGGCGAAUGAGAAGGAGGAAAAUGAGAUAGCGGAGCUGAAGGAAAUGGAGCAGAAAAGGAUAGCGAAGCUAGAGUCUUAUAAAAUGAAAAUUCGCAAGUGUGCGGAUGAGAUUAUGAUAGCUCUAUGA
This is a messenger RNA of Microthlaspi erraticum, 399 nucleotides long. The record is from the annotation of a GenBank genome assembly. NCBI's taxonomy places the organism in Eukaryota, Viridiplantae, Streptophyta, Magnoliopsida, Brassicales, Brassicaceae.